AGUACAUACAUAUAUUAAGUACUUUCUGCGCUGGAUGUCAAAAAGGUAGCCUAUUUGUUUUCGCUUUCCAUGCAGCAACUGAAAGAAUCUUAAUAAUAUUGUCCCGCCGAGGCAUAGCCGUUAUUAUUGGGUUCUGCGCACUCCGCCACUACCUUAGCUUCAACUCCUUCGGACUGGAACCUCUUCCUGAACCAUCUGUGUCUCUGACCACUCGGCGUCCCUACACGCUGUCAGGUUGACCUCACCCUCUAAAUAUUUUUCUUGCCCCCUUCACUCUUUCCUGUACAUUUGUCCCCCAUUCUCAAACCCAGUAUCGAAACGAGUGUGUCUCUAGAUUUAAGUGCGUGGGCGCACUUUUUUUUCCUCUAUGGAUAACGUCCCAGAUAAUGAAAUGCUCGUCGACGAAUAUGAGCAGUAUCACAAUGACAAAACGGACGAUGUUGUUGUCUCCCGGUCCGGAUCGGAGGAGCCGGAGCCGGAGCCUCUUGCAGACGAUUAUGCAGCGAUGAUGGCACGAAUCCUUCCUAAAGACCCGGAGUUGGAAACCGAAGACGAGGCGUACCAUACAUGGCAUAUUAAGGACUGGCGCAAGUUGAAGAAGAAGGAACAUGGCCCGACAUUCCAAUGCGCAGGAUUUCCAUGGCGGAUUCUAUUCUUCCCAUAUGGAAACCACGUUGAGCACGCAUCAUUCUACUUGGAACAUGCAUGGGAAAAUGAGCCACCUGAGAAUUGGUACGCUUGCGUUCAAUUCGGCCUUAUCCUGUGGAACGUAAACGACCCAUCCAUCAAAAUCUCCCAUGUUGCGACGCAUCGGUUCAAUGCGGAUGAGGGAGACUGGGGAUUUACCCGAUUUUGUGAACUACGGAGGCUGUUCAACGUACCAUGGGAAGGCCGUGGAGUAUCUCUCGUGCAAAAUGACGAAGCUAUGGUUACUGCCUACGUUCGUGUCGUUAAGGAUCCGACGGGUGUCUUGUGGCACACCUUCCAAAACUAUGACUCGAAGAAGGAGACUGGCAUGGUUGGAUUAAAAAACCAGGGUGCCACCUGUUACCUCAACUCACUACUACAAUCGCUAUACUUCACCAAUGCAUUCCGAAAGGCCACAUAUCAAAUUCCGACCGAGGCGGAAGCCUCCCGGGAUAACAGUGCUUGGACAUUGCAGAGGUUGUUCUAUAAUCUCCAAACGAGCGAAAACCCUGUUUCAACAGCUGAGCUUACUGCAUCUUUUGGCUGGGAGUCUAGACAGAUCUUUGAACAACAGGAUGUCCAGGAACUGUCGCGCAAGCUGAUGGAGAGACUUGAAGAGAAAAUGAAAGGCACGCCAGCGGAGAAAGCAUUGCCGGAGUUAUUUGUCGGAAAGACGAAGACUUACAUUUCCUGCAUCAAUGUCGAUUAUGAAUCCUCGCGAGUGGAAGACUUCUGGGAUAUUCAACUUAAUGUAAGGAACAACAAGACCCUGGAUGACAGCUUCAAGGAUUACAUUCAAGUGGAAACGCUCGAGGGCGAAAACAAGUACGACGCUGGGCCACCGUACGGUUUACAAGAUGCCAAGAAAGGUGUUAUCUUUGAAAGCUUCCCCCCUGUCCUACAUCUUCAUUUGAAACGAUUCGAGUAUGACAUCAACCGCGACGCUAUGAUGAAAAUUAAUGAUCGACAUGCAUUCCCUAUGGAAUUUGAUGCCACGCCUUACCUCUCCAAUGAUGCCGAUAAGUCAGAGCCGUGGAUCUACCAGUUACAUGGCGUGCUGGUGCACAGUGGUGAUUUGAACGCAGGUCAUUACUACGCUUUCCUAAAACCUACGAAGGAUGGAUAUUGGUAUCGGUUUGACGAUGAUAGAGUUACCCGAGCUACCGACAAGGAAGUCCUUGAAGAGAAUUAUGGUGGUGAAUAUGAGCUGGCCAACGGUGCCGCUGGCGUCAAGCAACCUUACACACGUGGUCUAUCGACGAAGCGCUCCAUGAACGCUUAUAUGUUGGUUUACAUUCGGAAGUCAAGGUUGGAUGAUGUCCUUCUUCCCAUAAUGAAAGAAGACAUCCCGUCUCACAUUGAGUCGCGUCUGAUUGAAGAACGCGUGGAGCUCGCACGCAGGAAAAAGGAAAGAGAGGAAGCCCAUUUGUAUAUCAACGUUGGAGUCCUGAAUGAGGAGUCUUUCAAGUCUCACCACGGAUUUGAUCUGACGAGCCUUGACCUACCGGCUGGAGACCCAGCACUUCCGAAGCAGUAUCGGAUACUCAGGGCUCAAAAGGUUGGAGAGUUUGCUGAGCAACUUGCACAAGAAAAGGGCAUUAAUGCCAAUCGAGUCCGAUUCUGGGUCAUGGUAAACCGUCAGAACAAGACAACUCGACCAGAUCAGGUUAUUAAGGAUCCAGAUAUGACAGUGGAAGAGGCCUACAGCAGAUUCGGCACGAAAGGGAACCCGUUCAGAGUGUGGAUGGAGGUCGGACAGCCCUCCGCGGAUGGAACGGUUUCUUGGCCAGACAGCAACAAUUCGGUGCUAGUCUUCCUGAAACACUUUGAUGCCCCGUCGCAGACAUUGUCAGGUGUUGGUCCCGUAUAUGUUCGCAAAAAUCAGAAGGUAGCUGAGCUUGCCCCACCAAUCCUUGAGAAGAUGGAUUGGCCUGCCGGUACAGAGUUCAUGCUGUUUGAGGAAAUCAAACAUAAUAUGAUCGACGUUAUGAAGCCAAAGCAGACCUUCCAACAAUCCGAGAUCCAAGACGGUGAUAUUAUUACAUUCCAGAGAUCGACCAAGGAAGCAGACUUACCUGCCACUGCUCUCUAUCAGGAUGCGAGACAGUACUAUGACUACCUUUUGAAUCGGAUUGGUGUUACUUUUGCCCCGAUAAAGGCUGGCGAAAACGAUGAGUUUACCUUGACUUUGAGCCGUAAGAUGACUUAUGACCAGUUCUCUAAGAAAGUUGGUGAGCAUUUGAAUGUCGAGUCUACGCACUUGCGCUUCGCUCCUGUCAUGGCAAGCACGGGGAAACCCAAGCAAUUCAUCAAACGCAACCCCAACCAAGCGAACCAGACCCUGUAUCAAAUCCUCAGUGGAACAAUGACCGGAUACGGAUAUAGCAUGCACCGUUCUGAUGCACUGUAUUAUGAGGUUCUGGAGACAAGCUUGAGCGACUACGAGUCCAAGACUUCCUUAAAAGUGACCUGGCUUCCGGAAGGCAUUACGAAAGAGCAAGUUGUGGAAGUAUUGGUACCCCGGGAUGGCACCAUCUCAGAUCUUCUCAGCGGACUGCAAAAGAAGGCAAAUAUUGAUGAAGAUACGAUCCGUGAAGUUAGGAUCUAUGAGACGCACGCCGGCAAAAUUUAUAGAGACUUCGUGGGUGAUACCAAAAUUGCCGGUAUCAACGAGUUUGUAACACUAUAUGCCGAAAGAAUGCCCGAGGAGGAGAUCAAUAUGGGAGAGGGCGAGCGCACAAUUAACGCCUAUAACUUUGAUCGCGAUUUGAACAGGCCACAUGGUGUGCCGUUCAAGUUCGUACUCAAACCGGGUGAGGUUUUCAAAGAAACAAAAGAGAGGCUUUCCAAACGGACUGGCAUCAAGGGUAAACAAUUUGAAAAGAUCAAGUUUGCCGUGGUUCCUCGUUCACUAUACUCAAACCCGCGAUAUCUUGAAGACGAUGAUAUCCUUUCCGACAUUGUCGGCGAUUCUGACGACCUCCUUGGCCUCGACCAUGUAAAUAAGAGCCGCAGCUUUUGGAACAGAAGUGAGUCGUUUUUCAUCCGAUAGACGGGCAGUUCUGUGCUUGUGAGUGUAUGAGAUUAGUGCACAAUUACCUUGCAAUUAGCGGGAAAUGCGUAUGAAAAUUCGGCAUGCUGGCACACACAAACAUGUUUAUGAAGAGCUUUAUACAAUUGAAUGAACCUGUGGACACCCUGCUUAUCUGUCUUCUACAUUUGUCUUUUCCUUUGCUCUCUGUAGACGGGCAGAUCUCGAUGUUGUCAUGAUCAUAGUCUUUUUAAGAGCUCCUUCGAGGACACUAAUCUGAUGCAUGACAUGAAAGCAAAAGCAAUAAAUAAGGAUACAAAGUAACAAGGCAACCUAACAUCAAUGCUCUUUGUAGGCCACCAGUAGUUUGAUACUGUAAAUGUGAAGUCACCUCCAUAGUUCUCCAGACUGCCGAUAUAGAAGCUAACUACUACGGGCUUAGACCAGAACUGUAAUUUGCCAGAGGCACCUGCGCUGGCUUGGCACCUACUAUGCAAACAUAGCAAACAUAGCGGAACACACAGCUGGCCAGAAGUUGGACUCGCACCGCGCCUUG
This is a messenger RNA of Aspergillus pseudonomiae, 4274 nucleotides long. Its product is annotated as ubiquitin-specific protease UBP15. Lineage: Eukaryota; Fungi; Ascomycota; Eurotiomycetes; Eurotiales; Aspergillaceae. Gene Ontology annotation, molecular function: cysteine-type endopeptidase activity; cysteine-type deubiquitinase activity; protein binding. The transcript has 10 exons. The record is from RefSeq and is a predicted model, not a curated record. The coding region runs from base 368 to 3739 and encodes 1123 amino acids. Gene Ontology annotation, biological process: protein deubiquitination; regulation of protein stability. Gene Ontology annotation, cellular component: cytosol; nucleus.